AAAAAAAUGUUACUCUUCUUGGUAUCUUGCUUUUCUUUUCUGUUGAUUUCUAAGUCAUUUCUCAAGCCAUACUCAAGUUCAAAGGUUGAAUGCAGUACAUAUAAUUUCUAUGAAGCAUUACACAGAUUAUUUCUGUUGUUGGGCAAAAGGAGAAAAAUUUCCAUCAGGGCAUUUCAAGUUCCACCAAUAAAGAGAAUUUUGAGUGAAAUAUCCGGUUUUGAGAGGUCAGAGGAAAUUAAGGAAGAGAAAAAUGGGAACUUUUUACUUGAUCUGCCUGAUUUGCCCCUGGACUGCAUUCUUGAGAAGCUCUCCCCUGUAGAUUUGUUUAACUUAGUGAGGGUUUGCAGUUCUUUGAGAGAAAAAUGCACAAGUGAUCAUUUAUGGGAAAAUCACAUGAAAAGAAAAUGGGGUGGAGUUAUUGGUGAUGAUGCUUACAGAGAAUGGCAAUGCCAAAUGGCCUCAAAAAGGGCUCCUAAGUUCUUGCAUUGUAAAGCACAGAGAGGGCUCCGGCUAUUUUCUCGAUUUUUCGACUUUUUCGGUUUCAAAUCGGAGAGUAAAGUAGAGAAAAGUGGCUUAACAAGCCAUUUCCCAGAAAAUUCAGUCAUGUCCUGCUAUCUGGCUCUUGAGACCGGAAAAUUUUGGUUCCCGGCUCAGGUGGUUCAGAAAGGGCAUUUGGGAUUUGUGCUCUCUUGUUACGAUGCUCGACUGAGCUAUGAUUCGACAACCGACAAUUUUGUUGCUCGGUACAGAGCACAAGGGAGGAGUAUAAUCGAGGAUGGGAUCGAAUGGAAUCAAAUACGAGCACCGGCUAUUAAUGCUCCUGCAAAUGCUGUUUAUAUUUCUAAGUGUUUAGAUGAGCUUAAACCUGGUGACCAUAUUGAGAUUCAGUGGAGAAAAAACAAGGAGUUCCCAUAUGAUAACGUGAUUUUGGAGUUCAAACAAUACAACACGGAUUCAAGAUGGAGGAAAGUUAUGAUUAGCCGAAAGGACCAUAGAGAAAUCGGCAACGAAAUGGAUGGUUUCUAUGGUGGGAUUAGAAAGCUACACAAGAAAGAGGAGAUUGCAAAAUGGAAAGAGCUAUGGCCAAAAUAUAAUGCGCCGGUGACGAGGGUAGUAGUGAUCGCCAGUAUUCUUUUCACAGUGGUAUUUGGGAUCCAAGGUCGCUCUAGAAUUUUCAAUUGGUCUUAUCAGGAUAUUUUCAAGAAAUUUCAAAUAUGGAAGCUCAUAGUUUCAGUUUUUGGCUUUUCAUCUACACCGGAACUGAUUUUCGGAGUUUAUCUUCUGUACUACUUUCGUGUGUUUGAGAGGCAAAUAGGUUCUAAUAAACACAGUGUUUUUAUCCUGUUUUCCGUCAUCAUGUCUUUAGUGCUUGAAGUCGUUGCACAAUGGCUACUUAAAGAUCCCUCAUUGAGUAUUCUCACAUCUGGACCCUAUGGCCUUAUAUUUUCUUCAUUUGUUCCCUUCUAUUUCGACAUUCCUGUUUCGACGCGGUUUCGUGUGUUUAGCCUGAACUUCUCAGACAAGACUUUUAUUUAUUUAGCUGGACUUCAGUUAUUUUUAUCAUCCUGGAAAAGAUCCAUACUUCCAGGGCUUUGCGGUAUUCUCGCAGGUUCCCUGUACCGCUUGAAUGUCUUCGGCAUACGCAGGCUAAAGUUUCCCGAAUUUAUCGCAUCAUUUUUCUCAAGACUGUCUUUGCCAUCUAUUGGUAACACAUCACCCACCACCAGGUCAUCGCCCAAUACCGGUCGCCAGAUUGAGGCAAACUAUCCAGCUCCAUUGUCCUCGACCGAACCACCUGAGGACUCAAUAGCCACACUCGUUUCAAUGGGCUUUGACCGAAAUUCGGCAAGACAGGCUCUCAUACGAGCAAGAAAUGACGUCAAUACCGCCACUAACAUCCUUCUCGAAUCUCAAGGGCAUUGACCCAAGUUAUGUGUUGGUUUGAAUGGUGUAUUCAUCUCGAGCAAUGAGUUAUCGGAUUUUCUAAACUGAGAAACAUUUUGUCUCCAGUCGACAAAAUCAUAUGUUUUUCUUCUUCUUGCCUUCAAUAGGAUUUUUGUUCCUUUUUUUUUUUUUUUUUUUU
Messenger RNA from Striga asiatica, 2083 nucleotides. The record is from the annotation of a GenBank genome assembly. NCBI's taxonomy places the organism in Eukaryota, Viridiplantae, Streptophyta, Magnoliopsida, Lamiales, Orobanchaceae.